AUAAAUGAAGGCAAUAACAGCCGUUUAAAGAGAAAUCAAAUUCGUCUUCUCCCCAGCUGGGAAAUUUUCACAGAACAAAAGUAGAAAAGAGCAUUUGUGGAUUAAUCAGGGAGUUUUACAUUGCAAAUGGCGGGGAGUCAUGAAAAAUCAAAUCUCAGAGUUUCUGCUGAGAAAGUGCUGAGAUUUCCAGGUGAGGUGGGUGUUAUGAUGUGGGAGGUGGGCAAAGAAGAUCCAAGAAGGGUGAUCCACUCGAUCAAAGUUGGUUUGGCUUUGUCAUUGGCUUCAAUGCUGUGUCUGUUGGAGUCACUGUCUCAAGGGAUUGGCCAAAAUGCAAUCUGGGCUGUCAUGACUGUUGUUGUUGUCCUUGAGUUCACUGCAGGGGCCACACUACGUAAAGGGCUGAACAGGGGCGUUGGGACGCUGUUAGCGGGACUGUUCGCGCUCUUUGUUGAGUGUCUCACGGCAGAUCGGCCUACACCCAGAGCAGUGGUCAUGGCAUGGACAGUUUUUGUCAUUGGAGCUGCAGUUACCUACAUGAGGUUCCUUCCCACUAUAAAGAAGAAUUAUGACUAUGGGGUCAUGAUAUUCAUUUUGACCUUCAGUUUGAUACUAGUGUCCAACUACCGUAUUGAUGAUACAACGAGGAUGGCGCGAGACCGCUUCUACACUAUCGUAAUCGGUUGUGGAAUAUGUCUUUUCUUGAGUCUGCUCAUCUUUCCAACUUGGUCAGGUGAUGACCUCCAUAAAUCCACAAUAGCCAAGCUUGAAGGACUAGCACAAUCUGUAGAAGCCUGUGUUGGGGAGUACUUUGGUGAUGCUCAGACAAAAGAAAUCCAAGACGAAUUGUUGAAGGAUUCCAUCGACGAAAACUGCAUCAAAGUAUUGGAUUCCAAGUACACUGAUGAAACUAUGGCGUUAAAUGCAAGUUGGGAGCCGAGAUACCGAUGGAAGUGUUACAAAUCUCCUUGGCAGCAGUAUGUGAAGUUCGGAGCUGCUCUACGCCGUUUUGGUUACACAGUUAUGGCUUUACACGGUUGUUUGCACACCGAAAUCAAGACUCCACCAUCUGUACGUGCUCUCUUCAAGGACCAGUGCACCCGUUUAGCUGGAGAGGUAUCAGAAGUGUUGGUGGAACUUGCUAACAGCAUGAGGAAUCGCCGCCAUUUUUCUCCGGAAAUUCUCUCCUGUCAUCUCCAUAUAGCUUUGCAGGACCUCAACACCGCACUACAGUCCGAGCCGCUGAUUCUCUCAGACUCGAUGAACAGAAAGGACUCCGGAUUCUCUCUUACGGCAAGCUUGGAAGCCAAUUCUUCUCCUGUGCACGAAUCAGCAACCGCAAGACCUCCUGAACAAGUGCAUGGCAUUCAGAAGGUGUUAAGGCCACAGAGGAGUAAACUUGUUAUAGCUAGCCUCGAGUUCUCCGAGACGCUUCCUUUCGCUGCAUUUGCUUCUUUGCUAGUAGAGGCCGUGGCUAGGCUUGAUCAUGUUAUUGAGGAAGCUGAACAGCUGGGGAGGAUGGCUCGGUUUAAGGAGUAUAGAGCGGGUGACGAUGUUGCUGUGACACUUGAAAGAACGAAAUCGGACUUCGUAGAGAAUCAUUUCCCUCCAUCGGAAGCAGAGUAGUGGGGAUUUUACUUUUUGGGAUGAGUGCCCUCUAAGGUUCUGGUGCUAUUUUCUUCUUCUUGUAGCCCCUUUUAGGCAUAUUAUCUUCUCAACAGGUCUCGUAUAGACCAACUGAUUUGAAA
Molecule: messenger RNA, 1745 nt
Organism: Eucalyptus grandis
Lineage: Eukaryota; Viridiplantae; Streptophyta; Magnoliopsida; Myrtales; Myrtaceae
Product: aluminum-activated malate transporter 12
Exons: 6
Coding region: 127-1623 (498 amino acids)
Biological process (GO): malate transport
Cellular component (GO): plant-type vacuole membrane
Source: RefSeq, a predicted model, not a curated record